Messenger RNA from Sordaria macrospora k-hell, 2301 nucleotides. RefSeq lists its product as uncharacterized. The record is from RefSeq and is a predicted model, not a curated record. Lineage: Eukaryota; Fungi; Ascomycota; Sordariomycetes; Sordariales; Sordariaceae. Gene Ontology annotation, molecular function: protein binding.
AUGCCUACCCAUAAACGGGAUUUUGACUCGAGCCUGCAUGUUGCUGAUCUUGCCGCCGAGUCAAUACUCUUUCUCUCCCACUGGACCUCCUCUUUUCUCAGCAUUUUCCACCUCUGGUCCUCCGUCCCCGCAUUCCAGAGGUCAUUGCUGGAAGCGACGACCAACCUCAGUUUUGGAACCAGAAAGCCGAAUGACCUCAUCGGCCUCAUCGUUUUUAUUCGCCAUCCCUCCUCAACAGGAAGUCAACACCAGCCCAUCAACGUCAUCGUCCCACGAACACCAUCCGUCUCCAAGAUGUCUUCGUCUACUGAGCAAUCUCUCACCCUCCCACCGGAGGCGCGACCACUAACGUUUAUCGACCUCCCCGAUGAUGUGAUGCGCAUGGUCGUGGACCAUCUGACAGACUCCGGGCUGAACCAUCUAGCUCGGACAUGCAAGGCGAGCUAUACCGUCUGCAACUGGGAGCUGUACAAGAGGGAUUCCCAGACCCUCGACCCGCAAGCCCGGUUAUGGGGUGUUUUUACCGGCCAAAUCCGCUCCAUGGAGUUCGCAAUCAACCAGUACAAUGCUGACAUUAACCAAGUCUUUAUCUGGCCUCCCAGGUCGAGCCUUUUUAAGGACAGAGUCAAAGAAUUUGCACUUGCCAACGCAGUGAACGUUACCACAACUUAUAUGAGCCGAGUGUCUUUCCGCGGCUCUGACGACACCGGGUUCAACAUAUUUGCCUACGAGCAGGGACCAUGCCCCCGACCUGAGAAAAGGGCUCCCUGGACGGCUUUGCAUUUUGCUGCCGUUCGUCUGCCCCAGAGACGGCUUCUUGUCCUCAAAGAUGACAACGAUCCGCUCCCGCGCCCUCCGCUCUUCACAGCGUUCAAGACAAAAAGUGAAGAUGUUGCCGAAGUUCUGCUGCGACAUAGUGCCUCGCCUCUGUGGGCUCCUCCCGGAACUGGUAAACAUGCAAAGGAGACAGCCUUGGUCAUAGCAGCUCAUCUUGGUAUGUGGAAGUUCCUGGAGCUUAUCGUUCGCGCGGGAGUGGAUGUCAACGCGGGUUGUCAUGUUAAUGACGUCCCCAACUGGUCAACGGACCCUGUUGGACAGCCCACCCUUCGAAGGCUGUGCUACCUUCCUGGUUCCAAUUCGCAUACGCGAAAGCCCAUAGAGAAGGCAAUCGCCGAGGUCGUCAGACUAGGCGCAAGGACAACCGUGCGAGACGUCCCAGGACGGCAAAACAUGGUUCACCUCAUACUUCAACUCAUCGCAGGCUACCGACAAGGCAGAAAGAUCAAGUCCGAUUGGCCCCUCGCGAGCAUUCUGCUGAGGGCAGGAGCCUGUGACGGAACGCUGGAGACCGUCGAGGUUCUGGCGGCAAUCCAGCUAGCCUUAUUUCCGAAGAAAUGUCCUUACAGCCCGAUCCUCGCCAGACACACUCAAUCCAAUCUCACGUUCAUGAACAAAAAAUGCCCACGCCACCGGCAUGUGAACACGACCGCCUUGGACAUCUGGCUUGGAUUGAUGCCGGACGACCACAAGACCAGAAUCGUCAAUGUUCGACGCCAGACCGCUCUGCACAUUGCCCUGAAUAUCGAGAGUUUUGACGAAAAGCUCUGGUACGUGGAGGGAAAGCCUACAAAGGACAUCGACCGGGCCUUUGAUCAACAAAACGAUGUCCUCUUCUACCUCCUACGGCGUUGUGCAUCUGAAGAGCUUCUGGCCGUGGAUAUUGAGAAUUGCACCCCAUUGCAGCUUCUUCUGGGCGCACUGUACUGGGACCAAGACAAAGAGUACUACAGAGCCAGCGCUGCGAAUCCUACUGGCCCUGGCAAGAAGGCCGGCCCUGUUAAAAAGCCUCCUAAACCCUUCGCCGACGACAUUUGGGCCAGGAAGUGUUUGGCUUUUGUCGAGAAGAUGCUGGCGGAGAUUCCUGAGAUGUCAGACUACAUCUAUUGGCGAGUUGUUGAGGAGCUUCACUGGCGUCGCUGGGAACUCUCCUGCGGGAAAGGCUUCAUCUAUCUGGCCAGAACGGGAGGUCGGCGCAAGGUGCCGCAUUAUUUCCCGGGUUUUGCACCUGAAGAUGGCAAGAUGAAGCGUCCAAUCCCGCAAAACCCUUCCGUGCUAUCUCCGCAAGCUGCUGCUACACCAGCAGCAAUGCACAUGCUUCUGAGGGAAUCAACGCAGCAGGGCCACCAUGCGCAGCAAGAAGCGUCCGCGCAGCAAGCAGAGCUGCCAGCCCAACCAGCCCAGCACACUCUUCCAAACGUGUCCGCGUCGGCGCCGCCGGCAAAGCGGACAACUAAGCCCUAG